Molecule: messenger RNA, 622 nt
Organism: Anopheles darlingi
Lineage: Eukaryota; Metazoa; Arthropoda; Insecta; Diptera; Culicidae
Exons: 3
Coding region: 137-568 (143 amino acids)
Source: RefSeq, a predicted model, not a curated record
ACGAUUGGCCGCUUGACUGGAGGGUCUGUAGCAGCUAACAGUAGCUUGAUUUCAUUGCAAAGCCAACCAACAGUGCGUAGUGCGCAUCGUAUCGUGUGGGAACAAAGUGACAAACGAAUUCAUCUUCUCCGUCAUCAUGCAUCUUGGAAGACUAAUGGGGCUCAUCUGGAUACCGGCAGUAACUCUCGUAAGUUCGCUGGCCAGAGGCGAAGAAGCAAAAACGUUUCCUGGUGCCUCACUCGUUCUACCGGCCGUUCUACCGAUCCUGGGCACGAUCAUCCCGGCCCUGCUUCCCGGUGCUCCCUCACCUGGGCUGCCCGGUGUUUCCGUUUCCCACGCAACGUCCAUCGCUACUUCGGUGCAUAUGAAACCCAUUGCUAUCAGCCAUAGUGGAUCGGUUUCGACGAUUGGCAACACGAAUGCCGGUGCUACCGCAUCCAUCGGUGGGGCGUCGCUGACCGCACAAAGUAGUUCCGGGACGGCCAGUAAAGCAACGGCACAUCGAGCAGGACCCUCAGCACCGCUGAUCAGCAAACGAUGGCGAAAGUUCUUCCAAAAGCUUGGCUAACACACACUCCGAUCGAUCGAUCGGUGCGUUGCUUACGGUGGAAUAAACAACGAA